AUGACACGGGAACCAUGGGACGCAAAAGCCCGAGUUUCGCUUGACAAACCCGAUCCAGGUCUGGAUCCAAACGCAUUUUCCGUCGUUGCCUCGACCCUGACGAUCCUCACCGUCCUGUCCCCGACAAACGCGGCGCCGCUCGACGGCGUUUUCGCAGUGGCGGCGUCAGCGGGCAGCGAAUCGGCACCCGUGCAAUCGAACCCAAACGCGAAACCCGGAUUCAGUUACGGAUUCGCACACACGGCGCCGUUGGCGUCGUUCGGUGCCCCACACCAUGGACACCGCCAAGGAACAAACGACGCAGACGCCGAGGGUUACUUGGCGACCCAGUAUCACACGCAGAGUAACGUCGGGGACGCCGCUUUCGGGUACGCACACCCGGGCCAGGCUCACGCUUCCAUCAGGGACGCCAACGGCGGCGUCACGGGGUCGUACUCGUACAUCUCGCCAGAAGGACACCCAAUCCACGUUUUGUACGUGGCCGAUGCUGCGGGAUUCCGCGUCAUUUCAAACGCACUGCCGGAUGCCAACGGCGACAUCCCGCUUCACGCCCAGGCCGCUCUGCCGACACCAGUACAAGAAACACCGGAAGUGCAAGCCGCAAGAGAGGAGCACAUGCGGUUGUUCGCAGCCAUCAAGUCAAGCCGUCAGCCUCAGCAAUCAUGAACCUCCACACCAAAAAUUAUAUAAUGU
Molecule: messenger RNA, 693 nt
Organism: Notodromas monacha
Lineage: Eukaryota; Metazoa; Arthropoda; Ostracoda; Podocopida; Cyprididae
Source: the annotation of a GenBank genome assembly